CAUUACACACAAAAUGCAGGAACUCGUUUCAGUGCAAAACAAAUAUGAUGAGAAAGAACGCUUUGUCAUUCUCUUGCUUAUCACGGUUCACCUCAAAAAUAGCCACAAGCAUAGCCCUUGGAGUAGUUUCCCGCGGGUAUGACGACUCAAAAUCUCCACUAUGACAAUGAUCCGGAAGCUAGCAAAGCCUUUUGGUUUGGAGCUGUUGGCUCAGUUGCAACAAGGAGGAUCUUCACCCACCCCUCAAACCCUCAACAAAAUCAUAUCCUCUUGCGCAACAUCGACUUCUUUGGACUUGGGUAUUAGGCUUCACGCAGUUGUUAUCAAGUUGGGUUUUUGUUCUAAUGUCUAUAUAUGCAGUGCUCUCGUUGAUAUGUAUGGAAAAUGUGGCUCGUUGGCGAAUGCCCAGAAACAGUUUGAUGAAAUGUCUGACAGAAAUGUAGUAACUUGGAAUUCUUUGAUUUCUGGUUAUUUGCAAGCUGAGUUGCCAAAAAGGGCAGUUGGGUUGUUCCUGGAGAUGUUAAAAGUGGGGGUAGUGCCAACGCCGUUCAGUCUGUCGGGGGCCUUGGUGGGUUGCUCACAAUUAGAAGCAGAAGAGCUUGGUGCUCAGGUUCAUGGUUUGAGCCUGAAAACAGGGCUUUGCUAUAAUGUUGUUGUGGGAACAGGAUUGAUAGAUAUGUAUUCAAAGUGUUGUAGUGUUAAUGAUUCAAUGCGGGUGUUUAAUCAAAUGCCAGAAAGGAAUGUUAUAACUUGGACUUCCAUGGUUACUGGCUAUGCACAGAAUGGACAAUCUGAUGAGGCGAUGAUUUUAGCAAGGGAAAUGCUGCGGUUGGGUUUGAAACCAAAUUAUGUAACUUAUAAUAGUUUGUUGAGCUCAUUUUCUAGCCCAGACUUUUGGGUUCAUUGCAGGCAAAUUCAUUGCCGGAUAAUGAAAGAAGGUUUUGAGUUUAACGUGUAUAUAGUUGUUACCCUUCUGACCAUAUAUUCAGAUUGUAGCAAUAGCUUGGAGGACUUUCAAAAGCUUUGCUCAUGUGUUGCAAUAUGGGAUCAAAUCUCAUGGAAUGCAGUAAUCGCUGGUUUUUCUAAUAUUGGAAGUUGUGAGGAAGCUUUGAAAUGUUUCUCUGACAUGAGGCAGGCCUGCGUUGCUAUGAACUUCUUCACAUUUGCUAGCAUUUUAAGAGCAGUAGGAACUCUUUCAGACCUUGAAGCGGGAAAGAAAAUCCAUGCUCUCGUUUUCAAGAGUGGGCAAGCUUCAAAUUUUUGUGUUCAGAAUGGGCUUGUUUCCAUGUAUGCCAGAUGCGGUGCCAUCCAUGAUUCAAAGUGGGUGUUUACUUUGAUGAACGAACAUGAUGUGGUCUCUUGGAAUUCGUUAUUAGCAGGUUAUGCUCAACAUGGAUUUGGAUUGGAGACUGUUGAAUUGUUUGAACAAAUGAGAAGAGCAGGGGUCAAACCAGAUAAUACCACCUUCCUCAUUGUACUAACUGCUUGUAGCCAUGUUGGUUUAGUGCACGAAGGACUUAUGUAUUUCGAUUUGAUGAGAAAUGAUGAUUUGCUUGAACCCCCCAGAAUGGAGCAUUAUGCUACGGUUGUUGAUCUUUUCGGUCGAGCUGGAAAUCUUCAUGAAGCAGAAGCCUUCGUCGAUAGCAUGCCAAUAGAGCCAGGACCCUCCGUAUACAAAGCUCUACUUAGUGCUUGCAAAGUUCAUGGAAAUAAGGAAAUCGCUCUUCUUUCAGCAAAAAAGCUUCAAGAGCUGUGCCCAAAUGACCCUGCAACUUACAUACUACUAUCGAAUGUGUUGGUGACAGGAGGCUGCUGGGAUGAUGCAGCAGGAGUGAGGAAGCUCAUGUAUGAUAGAGGAAUUAGAAAAACUCCUGGUCAUAGUUGGAUUUGAGUCAACAAAGAGGACAAUGGCAAAAACAGUCAACAAAAAGGAUAUGUUUAUGUUUUCAGCUUUUGACAGAAGGAAAUCCAAUUUUCAAUUUCUUUCUUUCAUUUUCAAUUUCUAAAGAGCCUCAAAAAAGAAAAUCCAAUUAUGAUGGAAUCAAUUACAUGUUUCUCUUGCAAUACCAAUACUGUCCCAAGACACAAGGCUAAGGAAGAGGAAGAUGGUUGCUCCUGGCCUAGUCAAUCACUAUUUCAGGAUAUAAUCAUUACUGAGUUGCAAGCAGCAAGCUAAACUUAGUACCUUCUCUUGCCACGUGUAAAAAUGGAGCCCACUAACAAAUUAACCAAUUGACCUGUGAACCCUGUUCGUUGUCUUGGCAAGAACCCCGGAAGAAAAUGCAAGAACCCCAUACAAAUAUCAGAGUUGUCUCAACAACAGAGGCAGCCUAAUGAGACCCUCAAUUGUGAAUUGCAGAUCAAUGGCUCAACUUGAACGUGUGCAAAGACAUGGCGACUCUGAAACUACUACCACCCAUGAGCCAAAAAAACUUACUACCAGUACAAGCCCAACUAUGGAACAUUAUCUUCGAGGUAUCCGAUGCCAUCUUACUGUAACUUCUUCUCCACCAGUGAACAUGGUACAGAUAUCUGGAUUGUAGCAGGGUCGCACCAA
Molecule: messenger RNA, 2557 nt
Organism: Prunus avium (sweet cherry)
Lineage: Eukaryota; Viridiplantae; Streptophyta; Magnoliopsida; Rosales; Rosaceae
Source: RefSeq, a predicted model, not a curated record